GCAGUGGUUGUUUUGCGCAACGUCGUCCAACAGUUAAAUGCCGACAAUGGUACGUAAAAGUGUUUUGAAAACGGAGAAUUUUUUUAAGUUUGUUGUUGUUACAUAGUGGGAAUUUUAUUUGUUUUAAAUUAUUUGCGUGCGCAGUUUGCUGAAAUUGAAUAUUACAUAGAAAGAAAGCAAAAAAAAAAAUAAAUAAAUAAACAAAACCAAUGAAACGCCGCCGCGUCUAAAAUCACAAAUGUCAGAAAAAAUGUUUAUGUGCGUGAGUGUGUAAAUAUCAAUUGUUAAAACAACCAAACAGAUGAAAUCCAAAAUAUAACAAGAAGAAGAAAUCACAAUUGGCCAGGAAAUGCUGCCAUGAAUAAAUAAUAAAAAAAAAAAUGUAAAAAUGAAAGAUAAAAGUUGGAAAAAAUAAAGAAAAUACCCUACCAUACACAUGCAUACGCAUUUUGCGAUAAGAAGAAAUAAGUGCAACAAAAGAAAAUUGAAAAGUUGUGGUGUUAAUUAAAUUGUAAAAGCAAAGCAGAAAAAAUCGAUUAAAUAUUAAAGCUACUUAAGUGAGAAAAAGUUUACGAAGAGUGAUUGUUUUCAAAUAAAAUAGUAAUGAAAGUCUUUUCAAAUACCAAUUUAUAGAAAAAUCAAAGGCAAUGCUGACAACUAGCUGCUACUUCCAAAAACCCUGACACCACCUCCACCAAUAACAACAAGCAAUAAAAAAGUGCGGCAUUUAUUCUUGACACACAUACAUACAUCAACAAAAAAACGUUGGGGUUUUUUUGGAGAUAAUACCUAGCCAAAUACUAAAGUGAAGUAAAGAAAAAUAACAAAUCAACGAAAUCGAAAAGCGUGAGAAACACACAGCAGCGAAAGAGAGUGAGAGCAAGUAAGCGUGUGUUUUUGUGCCGGGAAGAGAGUCACACAAAAACCUAAUAAUACAUUUAUCCAUGACUGGCGCUUUUAAAUGAUUAACAAUUAUCGUGCUUCUCGUUUUGCCUGCUGAUAACAACAUUGGCAAAAAUGAAUUCAUCAACUAGGGAAACUAAAGCUGCAGCCAAAGCUCAUAAGAAGCAACAAAAAUCUAUCAAAAAACAGCAGCAGCAGCAACAACAGAAGGGAAAUGGUCCCACUGAACAAACUUUGAUGAAAAAUCAAAGAAAUUCGCAACCAAUUCCGGCAAAAAAUGGCAACCCUACUACAGGGGUGGGGGUGUCUGUUAAUCACAACAACAAUAAUAUAAAUGCAGAAAACAACAACAACUACAGUAGUAGUAGUAGUAGUAGUGACAAUGGCUCCAACAAUGUCAGCCAAAAGCUACGAGCCUAUCUCGAGCAACAACAACAACAAAAACAACAACUACUCAAUAAUAAACCCAUUUUACCAGAUGGCCUACCAAAAUUUGAAAGAUCUGGCAGCUUUUCCUUAAAGGGCAAACUCUCAAAACUCAUCAAUUCCAUAACGAGUAGCAAGGAAAAUUUGACAAAGACGGAGGAGGAUGGUGGGGAUUUACCCUUCAAGUUUAGCCGCAGUCGUUCGUUAAUCUUACCCAGGCGUUCAAAUCGCCGUAGUCUAAUUGAGCCUCAAUUGGAGCAGUUAUCAGAGGAAGCGGAUGCUUCAUCUCCAGCUUCGCCUAGAAAAAAUUCGGUGGAAAAUGUAGAAGUCACCCCGGAUAGGCCUCUAGCUAACCCAGAAGGAGGUACUGCCACCAUAACGGCCUCCAAUACCUCCACGCCUUUGGAAGCGGGUGGUCCUUUGAAUAAACCGCGCAAGACUUCCACACCAGUGCUGCUAGCUGAUCCCAAUUUUGAUCCCAUAGCGAAUUUCAAGAAACGCCGUUCCAAUACCCUUAUGUCCUCUUUCAAAAGUACCUUUGCUGGCCUUACAGGCAGUGAAAAGAAAAAGGAAAAACUCAAUGACAAAUGGAGAGCUUCGCUGCAAUCCCUGCAGGCAAUUGACAAUAUGGUCAGCUAUGAGAAUAUGUCUUUCAUAGAUUAUGAUAAGUUCAAUGGCUAUGAGAAGCAACUGGAGCGCAAACUAUCCCAGAUUAGCCUUAUGGAUCCCUCACUACUAAACCAUUCGAUGAUGGCGGCCGAUGUAUCGCACAUCCCUUCGUCCGAUAACUCUUCGUACAUUAUGCCCUCACAUUCGCCGGGUACACCUUCAAACGUUUCGACUCCCUCACCCUUUGUCACACCCCAAACGGUAGUGCGACGUCGUAAAACGUCUACAUCCUUGCACGGUUCCACUCGCAAAUUGGCCGAACGCCGCAGUGUAUCGCGUACCAGCUUUACCAUGGACUCGGACUAUGAACACAAUUUGGAUAAGCCGCGUAAUGUGUAUCGUGAGAGUUUGGAUUCGCGUAAGCUGGAAUUGUUAAAUCAAAUGUCGCGUAAUUCGUACAUAUUGGACAGUGAUUUGGUGGAUAUUCUAGACCUGGCUUUGGUAUCAACUCAGAGACCUUCGUAUAGAAGGGGAUGCAGUCACCUGAAUACUGGACGAGAUGCUGUUGAUGGUGCCGUCGCCGGUGGUCAUGUACAGGUAAGUUCAAACGACUAAACUUAUUAAGGUAGCUAAUGACCAUAGUGGUAAGUCAUGCACAUUUAACCUCGGUUACCAACUGCUUCAUCCGGAGACCUUGCCCAUUGGGCUCGCCCUAGUGGAAGUUAGAAGAGAAAAAGAAAACGGAGUAAAACAGGUAGAGUUAAUUCCCAGCCGAACCGCACAAACUGAAAAGACUAUGGAAAAACAAAGAGGCAAAAAAGUGGAAAACCAAAUUUACCUAUGAACAUUCCAUUCAGGAACAAGUAUGUGAAUAUGGGGUAUUCUUAUAAAUUUCACUAUUUCAGAUGACUUGUGUAAUAAAUGUGGCUGUAAAGGGAUUAAUAACUUAAAUCGGCUGAUAGGUUUAUAUGGCAACUAUAUUAAUAUGGUCCUAUGUGGACCAUAUUCGGUUGGGAGGUCAAGGGGCCUAACAAAACUCACUGUUCUAAAUUACUGUAAUAUGCUUGAAACCCUUUUGCGGUAGAUCGGUUCACAUGACAACAAUAUCCAAAUCGGGUCCCAUUACCAAAUCUGGCAACGAGGUUGCGUAACGCCAUAAAAUCCGAUUUUGCUCAAGAACUUAACCUUCGUACAGAAAAAAAUGGAUCUAUGUCAAAUUGCAGCUCAACAUCAUUUUUUUUUUCAAACUGUGGCGUGAUUACAGUAGACCAACAGGCACACGGACAUCGUUACACUUGGGCUAUAAUUUAAUUUUUAAAAAGUUGAAAGCAGCCUUCAAUAAUGGUAAAACUGAGAUUAAAGAAACAGGCGACUGGUCACUUCACUGAGAGGAGUGAAUUUCGUUUUGUAAAGUUAAACGAGAUUCCAAACAUCUGCAAUACACGCCGGAACUCUCGUGUCAUUCUGGCUCCUCUUGCGUUUAUUCUGAUGCCUGAAACCCGGAACAAAUUGUGUUAAAUCUGCUAGUUAAUUUCUUACGCAGAGGAUGAUCAUUGGUUUAGUCAUUUGUUUCGCGCAGAAGAUUUUGAAGAACUAUCUGUAGCUCUGAAUAACUACCCAAGAGCUCUCAAAUGCUUGAAUACUCAUCGGUUAAAAGAUGAAUCUCCAAUCAACAUUGCCCGGAGCAAGCAGUGCUGUAUAGUGGUGGUUAUAAACAAGUCUAUAGUGGUGCUUAUAAACAAGUAGAUAACAAGUCGGACCGGGAAGAAAUUACGAACGGUGAAUAUGGUCCAGCCUGUCAUUUGAGGAUUCUACAAAACUCCAGAAUGACCAGACAAGAUUAAGUGCCUUGAGGGAAUCGAUUCACGAAAAGAUGUGUUUACCCAUUACCUGUGUCUUCUCAUCUCAACUGCGGGGAAGAAACACAAAAAGUGCUCGACAGUGUCCAACGCCUGCUGGUCAUCGCACACACUGCAGUCUGCCUGUUCCUGUGUCCAGCGCAACUUCAAAUCGCUGAAACUCGGGCACAGAGCAUUAGCCAUACUGCAACCCGAAGUACCAGCCCAAGCCCCACUCGCGCGGUCAAUGUACAUAGAGGCCAUUCAGAUUCCGUAGCGCAACGUGCGGCAAUCAGCGGUUGCUCCGUUUCCCUCAACUUCUUGAUGGCCCGGGACCCAACAGAAUCUGACAGCCUAUGCCUUGGUUCAAACAGAAACUCUUUACAUUUUCUAACCAGUGAUGACCUCACAUGGCCCGAUGCCAGAUCCUUCAGCACCUUUUCACUGCCGCCGCCCGACAUUCGCCGCAUCGACAUUCUUUCCGUCUGGACGACGCUGCAAUCAUCCAGAAUCCUAUACGAUUUCUUCUUACUUUAAUUGGCUAUGACAGAAUAUUUCUUCCACUGGCCGAACGUAGAAUAGCGUUCCAAGCGCCUCGAUAUUCUGCGCUCAUUCUAAAAUCUCUGACACCAAGUUUCGAGGUGUCUCCCCCAACUUGAUCUUUCCA
Messenger RNA from Stomoxys calcitrans (stable fly), 4443 nucleotides. RefSeq lists its product as uncharacterized. The transcript has 3 exons. NCBI's taxonomy places the organism in Eukaryota, Metazoa, Arthropoda, Insecta, Diptera, Muscidae. The record is from RefSeq and is a predicted model, not a curated record. Bases 1018 to 2553 code for a protein of 511 amino acids.